Zootoca vivipara (common lizard) is the source of this 4021-nucleotide messenger RNA. It is a transcript of the gene ISG20L2, whose product is annotated as interferon stimulated exonuclease gene 20 like 2. The record is from RefSeq and is a predicted model, not a curated record. Gene Ontology annotation, molecular function: nucleic acid binding; 3'-5'-RNA exonuclease activity. Gene Ontology annotation, cellular component: nucleus. NCBI's taxonomy places the organism in Eukaryota, Metazoa, Chordata, Lepidosauria, Squamata, Lacertidae.
AACCCAGCCGCUGGACCGGAAGUGGAGUGGGGCUGCCCCGCCCCUGGCGGGCCUUUCCGGUUCCGGGUGAGCGGCGCUGCCCCGGUGAGCGGCGACGGAGCCCCCGGCGGCAGCCUUGUUAGCAUGUGGACAUGUCCAGCAUCGCGCCCCUCGCGGCCUCUCUAGAGCAGUGCCCGCUUGCCGGCCUCUCAUCCUCGUGGUCCCCGUCCGUCCAUGGAGGAGGGCACCAUGUCGGAUCUCAUUCUCAACCUGGACACGUCCCUCCCUGCGCAGCCCAAGAAGGCCUCUGAGGGGAACCAGAAGCACCAGCGGUUCAUCAGGCGCCGGCAGUUCCUGGAGCGGAAAGGCUUCCUGAAGCAGAAGCAGUUUCCAGGGCAAGCCCCCCUACCCCGGGGUGAUGCCUCUCAGAAGCAUGGCGGGGCAGACUGGGAGCGGGACAGGAAGAGGCCGAAAGUGGAGAGGAAGGGGGCGUCCGCGGGGCAGGACAGGAAGCCGCUGCGGGAGGACAGCUCGGCCCAUAGGACCAAGACAUUUCCCAAGGAGAACGCCACCCGCGUGGCUAAGGACUCUGGAUCCCAGGGAGGCAAUGCCUCUGGGGGCCCCCCAGCCUCAAGCAAAGCAGGGAGUGGCGCAGGUGGCGGUUCCUCCGUGAGGCACAAUGGGGCGCAGGCCAAUGGGGCUGCGGGCGAGAUCCGGAGGGUGGCCCUGCUGAGCGAGUUUGAGAGCGGGCUGUCCCCAGUGCUGCUGCCGGCUAAGCCCAGCAAGGUGGUGGCCAUCGACUGCGAGAUGGUGGGCACGGGCCCCGGCGGGCGCAACAGCGACCUGGCACGCUGCAGCGUGGUCAGCUACCAUGGCGACGUGAUGUACGACAAGUAUGUGCGGCCCCUCAGCCCCAUCACCAACUACCGGACACGUUGGAGUGGGAUCCAGAGGCACCACAUGAAGAACGCCGUCCCCUUCAAGGUGGCCCAGAAGGAGAUCCUAAAGGUCCUCUCUGGGAAGAUAGUUGUGGGCCAUGCCAUCCACAAUGACUUCAAAGCCCUCAAGUACUUCCAUCCCAAGUCACUGACCAGGGACACCUCGAAGAUCCCUCUGCUCAACCGCAAGGCCGGCUUCCCGGAGAACGAGCCAGCCUCCCUGAAGCGCCUCACCAAGCAGCUCCUCCACAGGGACAUCCAGGUGGGAAACAAAGGCCACUCCUCGGUGGAAGACGCCCGGGCCACCAUGGAGCUGUACAAGGUGGUCGAGGAUGAGUGGGAGAGGCACCUGGCCACCACCUCUCCUCAGGACUGAUCCCCAACGUCCGUCGCCACCAAGCCUUGGAACCCGGAGCCGCUGGGGGAAGCCGACACUCCCCCCGCCCCGCCCCCGGAGCUGUUUGGAGGAUGAUGCUCCUGGGUCCAUGGGGCGGAGGGAGAGGAGGGUUGGCAGAGUGAAGGAACUGACUGGGGGCAGGGGAGGGGGGAUCAGGAGGCAAGUGUGUCCAUUACAUCGCUUCCAUUGGAUGGCAGCCUUGGCGUGUUCCUCCCAUUCCUCUCUGUAAAGGUUCUGGGCCUCCUUCCCUCUCGGCUUGAACCUCAGAGGGAGGGGAGACUCCUCACCCUCCCAGGCAGGGGAGCUUUCAACAUGGUGCUAUCCACUCCCCAGGCCCUGGUGGCUGUGGGGUUCGUGUGCUGUUGGAGUUGGGCACUGACCAGGCCAAGGUGCCCAUCCUGUUGCCUUGGCCAGUGGAUCUUUGGUGACCUCCCCUCCCCGCCCCUGCUUCCUGCCCCCACCCGGUUCCUCCUCACCCUGUUAAAAGGGCAGCGGGGCACUCAGUUCCUUAGCUUGAUUUCUGUGGGUCUCCCCUCUCCCUUGCCAGAUGACGGGAGCCCCCCCCCCUCCCGUGCACUUGGUGGUCUUGAGCUCCCCUCUGCUGCUGCCUCCUCCUCCUCGGCCCCACCCCCUCCCUUUGGGGUCAAGGAAGCCCCCCACUUUUCAGCCAAGCAGGUUUGGUCCCUUGGGUUGUCCUUGGCGGGGUGUGUGUGUCUGUCUGUCCCUUUCUCUUCCCGCUUUCUCCAUAUCCUUCACAAUCUCUCAUUAUUCUCCUUAAAUCUAUUUCCUGCUCUCCACCAGCAGGUCCCCGGGUGGGUUACAACAAUGUAAAGCUCAAAACAGUUUGCAAUCCCAGGAACAUCCCCCUGCCCCUCCCCACUUUGGCCGCCUAAACUUACCGUGUUUCUCCAAAAAUAAGACACUGUCUUAUAUUUAUUUUUCCUCAAAAACACCAUGGCUUAUUUUCAGGGGAUGUCUUAUUAUUUUCCUCCUCCUCCUGCCGCGGCCAGCAUUGCUGCUGUGCCUAUCACUAUGCCUUAUUUUCGGGGUAUGGCUUAUAUUCCUUGAAUGCUUAAAAAUCCUGCUACGUCUUAUUUUAUGGCUACGUCUUAUUUUCGGAGAAACAGGGUAGAAGAAGAAAAACCACAUAACAUUUUCCGCAGGAGGAGCAGUUGCCUUCUGCCCUUAUGGUCUCUUCCUGGUGAAAUGUGGAGCCGGGGGAAGGAAUAUCUCUGUUCCCCUUGAGGGGAAGGGGGGCAUUACACACACACACACACACCCCUCUCCUUAUGGCACCCUGAGCCCAGAGCCUGGGAAUGCCGCCCAGAGAGAGGAGAGGCCCAGUGGGUGUAGUGGGCGUUGCCCAAUAGCACCCCCUGCAAAGCACCCCCUUCUCAGCUCAGCAGACGUUGGAGUCCUGGCUGGGACAUCCUCAAGGCCAGGCUGGGCAGGAUCCUGCCCAGACGAGCCUUGUCUGUUCUGUCUGGGCCACCCUGGACUGCAACUCCCAUCAGCCGCAGCAUCAGAGGCUUGUUCUGGCCCCAGAGCUGUAGCCUCCCAUGCUCUGGAGGGCGCCAGGUUGGCAAAGGGCUGAUCUAGGGCACAGGGCUCUCUGCAAAGGGCGAGAGGGGGAGGCUGACCAGGCAGCGCCCCCUUUAAUUUGCAGAGGCUCUUCUUUCCCUCUUCCUUCCUCUUAAUACCUCCAGCUGCACAAUCAGAAUGAAUGGUGCAAGUCAGCAGAGCAUUCCUGGAGCACAGAGUUCCCAUCCUUGAAGAAACCACAAUGGUAAACACUGGACACAUUUUCUCAUUCUGAUGCUGAAAAUUCCCCGGAACACUGUGACCCCCCCCCCCUGCCCAUUGCCCCCCAGGGUCCCAAAAGUGGCUCCAUGGCUGUGGCUUGGCCAGUGACUGUCUCAUUCUCUGUCACACUCUGUCUUUUCUCUCUGGUGCUGUUUUCCACCAAGUGACCAUGAAGCAAGAAGGUGAUUUUUGUGUGUGUGAGUUUUGGGGUACUGUGCAGACCUUGCUGUUAGUUGUGACGCAACGUGUGUUUGUUUGUUUGUUUGUUUGUGUGUGUGUUUCUGGGAAGAAGAGGGAGCCACAAAGCACAUUGCUUUUAAUGAGAUACUGAAAGAAAAGGUGUUAAGGUUUGUUUUCCCGUCUCGCCUUGGAUAAAAAAAGAACAACUUUCCAAAUGUCCUUCUCUCUUGCCUUUGGAGCAGCCUCCUUCUUUCCCGGGGUUUGUGUUUCUGACUGGAGAAGGCGCAGCUUGGGGUGCCCUUUUCUCCUGGGCUCUUGGGGACUCGCCACAAAGGGGCAUCCGCAAUCUACCAAGUGGGCCUCCAAGGACCUCCUAAUUUAUUUUAAACAAACUUUACUGAACAUUUUAAAAAUGGUUGCCAAAUGUAUUGUCUUUUCCCCAUGGAAAUCUUUGAUGGGGAUCCUUUGCAGCAGUUUUGGAAAGAUUCCUCUCAAGCAGCUUUAAAGUGAGCAGUUUUUUAAAACAAAGACAAAAAUUGAAGAAUAAUGUUAAAAACCACCCGCACAGGAAACACACUUCCUACACAAAAGCCCAUACAUACUCUGCAAAAAAAACCCCAACUUAUUCCAUUUGUGUUAAUGCUGGUAAUUAUGAACGGGUGUGUCUUCUGUCUGUGCUUGGGAUUGUUUUGUCUUUUUCUAAAAAAGUAAAAUAUUUCACUUA